CUUUGAGGAUCAUACCUCUUUUUCACCUUUGUCUACUGAAAAACUGGCAAACUUUUCAAGUGUCCAAAUCAGUGAAUCUUUGUCUUCUAAAUUUUCUGAUCAUCAUCAUCUGUAGUGGAUUCAGCAGACUUUGAAGUUUUUAGUUGGCAAAACAAAGAGAUUGGAGAGAGAGCCUGGAGUAUUGUCAAUUCUGAGGAAGAGCUUGGGUGGAAGUCUCAUUGAGCUAUAUAAGUCACAUCAGGAGUGAAGCACUGGUAAAAGAAAGCCUUCUUAUUUUCUUGCCAGGAUACAGGUGAGCAAGUUUUGCUUUUGUCCUAAAGAACCUACUGAUUUGCCCAGUAGAUGAAGCCUGGGUUAUUCUUGUGAACUGAUACAUUGCCUGACAGCACCACAAUAAGGUGGUCUUUCCAGGCCUUGAACCCCAGUACCUGCACUCACAGUGAAGGUGCCAUUGGACAUCUUCUAGAAUAUGCCUGAUUCAUGACAGUAGAAGAUUUCCUCUCAAAGGACUCAGUUGCUUUUGAGGAUGUGACUGUGAACUUUACCUGGGAAGAGUGGACUUUGCUGGGCCCUUGUCAGAAGAAUCUCUACAAAGAUGUGAUGCAGGAAACCAUCAGGAACCUGGACUGUAUAAGAAUGAAAUGGGAAGACACAAACACUGAAGAUCAGCACAAAAAUCCCAGGAGAAGCCUAAGAUGUCAUAUUGUAGAGAGAUUCCGUGAAAGUAGCCAGAUUUCAGAUAGUAUUGUGGUUGAAAAAACUCGUGGAGUAGAUCCAUGUGAAAGCAGUGUGCAUGGAGAAGUCAACAUGGAUUGUUCAUUCCUUAAUUGCAUCACAUUUGAUGCUGGACACAAACCAGGUGAGUGUCAGGAAUAUGGAGAGAAGCCACAUACAUACAAACAAUGUGGGACAGCCUUCAAUUAUCACCACUCCUUUCAAACACAAGAAAGACCUGACACUGGAAAGAAACGCUAUGAUUGUAAGGAAUGUGGGAAAACCUUCAGCUCUUUGGGAAACCUUCGAAGACACAUAAUAGUGCAACGUGGAGGUGGACCUUAUAAAUGUAAGUUGUGUGGAAAAGCCUUUUUUUGGCCUAGUUUAUUUCAUAUACAUGAAAGAACUCACACUGGAGAGAAACCGUAUGAAUGUAAGCAGUGUUCUAAAGCCUUCCCUAUUUAUAGUUCCUUUCUAAGACAUGAAAGAACACAUACUGGGGAGAAACCAUAUGAAUGUAAGCAGUGUUCUAAAGCCUUCCCCGAUUCCAGUUCCUUUAUAAGACACAAAAGAACUCACACUGGAGAAAAACCCUAUAAAUGUAAACAAUGUGGAAGAGCCUUCAGUGUUUCCAGUUCCCUUCGAAUACAUGAAAGAACUCACACUGGAGAGAAACCCUAUGCAUGUAAGCAAUGCGGGAAGGCAUUUCAUCAUCUGGGAAGCUUUCAAAGACACAUGAUAAUGCACACUGGAGAUGGACCCCAUAAGUGUAAGGUAUGUGGGAAAGGUUUUGAUUGUCCUAGUUCACUGCAAAGUCAUGAAAGAACUCACACUGGAGAGAAACCCUAUGAAUGCAAGCAGUGUGGGAAAGCAUUAUCUCAUCGCUCAAGCUUUCGAAGUCAUAUGCUAAUGCACACUGGAGAUGGACCUCACAAAUACAAGGUAUGUGGGAAAACCUUUGUUUAUGUCAGUGUAUUUCAAAGACAUGAAAGGACUCACACUGGUGAGAAACCCUAUGAAUGUAAAGUAUGUGGUAAAGCCUUCCGUAUUUCCAGUUCCCUUCGAAGACAUGAAGCAACUCACACUGGAGAGAAACCCUAUAAAUGCAAAUGUGGGAAAGCCUUUAUUAAUUUCUAUUCCUUUCAAAAUCACAAAUCAACUCACACUGGAGAGAAGCCAUAUGAGUGUCAGGAAUGUGGGAAAGCUUUCAGUUGUUCCACAUACCUUUCUCAGCAUAAAAGGAUCCACACAGCUGAAAAACCUUAUGAGUGUCAAACAUGUGGGAAAGCUUUCGGUCAUUUUGGUAACUUAAAAGUCCAUGAAAGGAUUCACACUGGAGAGAAGCCAUAUGAAUGUAAGGAAUGUGGGAAAGCAUUCUCUUGGCUCACUUGUCUUCUGCGACAUGAAAGAAUCCACACUGGAAAGAAAUCUUAUGAGUGUAAACGAUGUGGUAAAGCCUUCACUCGUUCUCGUUUCCUUCGAGGACAUGAAAGGACUCACACUGGUGAGAAGAGGCAUGUAUGUAAGGAAUGUGGGAAGGCGCUGAGUUCCCUCCGUUUCUUGCAUAGACAUAAAAGGACUCACUGGAGAGAUACUCUCUAAGUGUGGGAAAGCAUUCAUUAAUUUUAUUUCAUUUCAGAAACAUGAAAGAAAUCACAUAGGAAUAAGCCUCAUGAAUGAAAACAGAUGGUAAAACCUUAAGAUGUUUCUUUCGAAUAUGGUUAUUACUGAGCCAUAUGCAGGGGAUUGUUUCCAGACCCUCUAAGCACACCUAAAUCCACAGAUGCUGUGUCCCUUUUAUAAAGUGACUUUUGCAUGUAACCUAUCUGCAUCCUCCUGCAUCCUGUAAAUCAUGCCUACAUUACUUAAUUUUUCACCAACCCAAAGUUUUUGUAAAAGUAAAAAUAAAAAGUAGAUUACUAAAAUA
Messenger RNA from Cebus imitator (Panamanian white-faced capuchin), 2641 nucleotides. Its product is annotated as zinc finger protein 442. The coding region runs from base 481 to 2316 and encodes 611 amino acids. Gene Ontology annotation, biological process: regulation of transcription by RNA polymerase II. The transcript is spliced from 5 exons. Lineage: Eukaryota; Metazoa; Chordata; Mammalia; Primates; Cebidae. Gene Ontology annotation, molecular function: DNA-binding transcription factor activity; RNA polymerase II cis-regulatory region sequence-specific DNA binding. The record is from RefSeq and is a predicted model, not a curated record.